AUGUCCACCAAUGUCCCACCUCUAAAUGGAGAUAGAAACGGAGUUUUUCGUAUUGUCAUUCACGGAAAUUCCGGAACAGGCAAAACAACUCUUUCAGACAGGCUCGGCCAGGUCCUCAACCUACCUGUAAUCCAUCUGGAUGAAAUUCAUUGGCGUCCAAACUGGACAGAAGCUCCAGAUGAAGAGAUGGUAGAGGAACUCAGAGUCAUAAUUGAGAGAGGGAAAGCCUCGAACACUGGAUGGAUCGUCGAUGGCAACUACGAGAACUGCACCAAACGUAUAAUGGACUUUGAGGCGACGGACUUGAUAUCGAGAAGCAGGUAUCUGCCACGGUUUGAAGAGGACAAGGCCCUUGAUGGCGGGAAAUGGAGACGACUGGGAGAUAUUGAUGAGCAACAGAAGUGGUUGGAGGGUGUGCAGAGACAUAUCAAGACUUCGUGA
This is a messenger RNA of Acaulospora colombiana, 441 nucleotides long. Lineage: Eukaryota; Fungi; Glomeromycota; Glomeromycetes; Diversisporales; Acaulosporaceae. The record is from the annotation of a GenBank genome assembly.